Molecule: messenger RNA, 1335 nt
Organism: Homarus americanus (American lobster)
Lineage: Eukaryota; Metazoa; Arthropoda; Malacostraca; Decapoda; Nephropidae
Product: mucin-2-like
Exons: 2
Coding region: 1-1335 (444 amino acids)
Source: RefSeq, a predicted model, not a curated record
AUGACUCUGGCACCUUCCACCCUGCACCGACUGGCACCUUCCCCCUCAAUUUUACCUUCCACCCCCACCCGACAACUCAUGCACAUUCCACCCGGACAACUCAUGCACUUCCACCCCACCCGACGACUCUGGCACCCCACCCCACCCGACGACUCUGGCACCUUCCACUUCUGGCAUGACUCUGGCACCUUCCAACCGACGACUCCCACCCCCACCCGACGACUCUGGCACCUUCCACACCUGACAAUCAUGGCACCUUCCACCCCCCACCCGACGACUCUGGCACCUUCCACCCCCACCCGACGACUCUGGCACCUUUCCACCCCCACCACGAUUCUGGCACCUUCCACCCUCCACCCGACGACUCUGGCACCUUCCACCCCCACCCGGCACUCUGGCACCUUCCACCCCCCACCCGACUCACGACACCUUUCUGGACGACUCUGGCACCUCCACCCGACGACCCGACGAGACUCUCUGACACCUGACGACUCUGGCACCUCCACCCGACGACUUGACUCUGGCACCCUCCACCCGACGACUCUGGCACCCUCCACGACUCUGGCACCUCCACCCGACGACUCUGGCCCUCACCUCCAAUUCGACGACUCCACCCGACGACUCUGCACUCCUGACGACUCUGGCACCUCCUCCACGACGACUCUGGCACCUUCCACCCGACGACUCUGGCACCUUCCACCUCCACCCGACGACUCUGGCACCUUCACCCCCCCACCGACUCUGGCACCUUCCACCCUCCACCCGACGACUCUGGCAUCAUCUACCUCUCAACCUUGUCACCCUGAACCCCACAUCACUGGCUCCCUCCAACCUUCUCCAUAUAACACACUUUUUUCUCCCCCCCUCCCCCCAUCCUGUGGCCCUGGCCACCGCAUCGCCACGCUCUAUCUCUUCCGAGCCUGCUCCAACCACGACCCAAAUACACAGAUGUCACCUCUCCUCCUCCAACGCCACAGAUGUCACCUCUCCUCCCUCCAACGCCACAGAUGUCACCUCUCCUCCUCCAACGCCACAGAUGUCACCUCUCCUCCAACGCCACAGAUGUCACCUCCAACGCCACAGAUGUCACCUUCUCCUCCAACGCCACAGAUGUCACCUCCUCCAACGCCACAGAUGUCACUCUCCUCCAACGCCACAGAUGUCACUCUCUCUCCUCCAACGCCACAGAUGUCACCUCCUCCAACGCCACAGAUGUCACUCUCCUCCAACGCCACAGAUGUCACCUUCCUCCUCCACGCCACAGAUGUCACCUCCAACGCCACAGAUGUCACCUCUCCUCCUCCAACGCCACAGAUGUCACCUCUCCUCCUCUAA